Artibeus jamaicensis (Jamaican fruit-eating bat) is the source of this 2352-nucleotide messenger RNA. It is a transcript of the gene NF2, whose product is annotated as NF2, moesin-ezrin-radixin like (MERLIN) tumor suppressor. Lineage: Eukaryota; Metazoa; Chordata; Mammalia; Chiroptera; Phyllostomidae. Gene Ontology annotation, molecular function: actin binding; cell adhesion molecule binding. Gene Ontology annotation, cellular component: filopodium; plasma membrane; cytoskeleton. Gene Ontology annotation, biological process: positive regulation of protein localization to early endosome; regulation of gliogenesis; regulation of cell shape. The transcript is spliced from 17 exons. The coding region runs from base 247 to 2022 and encodes 591 amino acids. The record is from RefSeq and is a predicted model, not a curated record.
CGGUCCCCUCUCUCGAUCCGUCCCCACGGCCGUCGAGGCCUGCCCCGCAACUCUCCUUUUCCGCCCCAGGGACAGGGUCCUAGCGGCCCAUGCUGGCCGCUGGGGGCCCGUGCCGUGCAGACAGUUUUCGGGCCAGCCGGUCGGGCACCAUGGUAGCCCUGAGGCCUGUGCAGCUCCUCCAGGGGGGCUAACAGUCCCAGAGCACAGGCCUUGGGAAGCGAGGGUCCCGGGCCUGAGCCCCGCACCAUGGCCGGGGCCAUCGCUUCCCGCAUGAGCUUCAGCUCCCUCAAGAGGAAGCAGCCCAAGACUUUCACCGUGCGGAUUGUCACCAUGGACGCCGAGAUGGAGUUUAAUUGCGAGAUGAAGUGGAAAGGGAAGGACCUAUUUGAUCUGGUGUGCCGGACCCUGGGGCUUCGGGAGACCUGGUUCUUUGGACUGCAGUACACCAUCAAGGACACCGUGGCCUGGCUCAAGAUGGACAAGAAGGUUUUGGAUCACGAUGUUUCGAAGGAAGAGCCGGUCACCUUCCACUUCCUGGCCAAAUUUUAUCCUGAGAACGCUGAGGAGGAGCUGGUCCAGGAAAUCACGCAACAUUUAUUCUUCUUGCAGGUAAAGAAGCAGAUCUUAGAUGAAAAGAUCUACUGCCCUCCUGAGGCUUCUGUGCUCCUGGCUUCUUACGCCGUCCAGGCCAAGUAUGGGGACUAUGACCCCUCUGUUCACAAGCGGGGAUUUUUGGCCCAAGAGGAAUUGCUUCCAAAAAGGGUAAUAAAUCUGUAUCAAAUGACUCCAGAAAUGUGGGAGGAGAGAAUUACAGCCUGGUACGCAGAGCACCGAGGCCGAGCCAGGGACGAAGCUGAAAUGGAAUAUUUGAAGAUAGCUCAGGACCUGGAGAUGUACGGCGUGAACUACUUUGCAAUCCGGAAUAAAAAGGGCACAGAGCUGCUGCUUGGAGUGGAUGCCCUGGGGCUUCACAUCUAUGACCCCGAGAACAGGCUGACCCCCAAGAUCUCCUUCCCGUGGAAUGAAAUCCGAAACAUCUCGUACAGCGACAAGGAGUUUACUAUUAAACCACUGGAUAAGAAAAUCGAUGUCUUCAAGUUCAACUCCUCAAAGCUUCGUGUUAAUAAGCUGAUUCUUCAGCUGUGUAUUGGGAACCAUGACCUUUUUAUGAGGAGAAGAAAGGCCGAUUCUUUGGAAGUUCAGCAGAUGAAAGCCCAGGCCAGGGAGGAGAAAGCUAGAAAGCAGAUGGAGCGGCAGCGCCUGGCUCGAGAGAAGCAGAUGAGGGAGGAGGCCGAACGCACGAGGGACGAGCUGGAGAGGAGGCUGCUGCAGAUGAAAGAAGAGGCGACGAUGGCCAACGAAGCACUGAUGCGGUCUGAGGAGACGGCUGACCUGUUGGCAGAAAAGGCCCAAAUCACCGAGGAGGAGGCAAAACUCCUGGCACAGAAGGCUGCAGAGGCCGAACAGGAAAUGCAGCGCAUCAAGGCCACGGCCAUUCGGACAGAGGAAGAGAAGCGCCUGAUGGAGCAGAAGGUGCUAGAGGCCGAGGUGCUGGCACUGAAGAUGGCUGAAGAGUCAGAGAGGAGGGCCAAGGAGGCUGACCAGCUGAAGCAAGACCUGCAGGAAGCCCGUGAGGCAGAGCGAAGGGCCAAGCAAAAGCUCCUGGAAAUCACCACCAAGCCCACGUACCCGCCCAUAAACCCAAUUCCAGCACCGCUGCCUCCUGACAUAUCAAGCUUCAACCUCAUUGGCGACAGCCCGUCUUUCGACUUCAAGGAUACUGACAUGAAGCGACUUUCCAUGGAGAUAGAGAAAGAGAAAGUGGAGUAUAUGGAGAAGAGCAAGCAUCUGCAGGAGCAGCUCAAUGAACUCAAGACCGAGAUCGAGGCCUUGAAGCUCAAGGAGCGGGAGACAGCCCUGGACAUUCUGCACAAUGAGAACUCCGACCGGGGCGGCACCAGCAGCAAGCACAACACCAUCAAAAAGCCUCAAGCCCAAGGCAGAAGACCUAUCUGCAUUUGAGCCCUCAAAGUAGGUUGUUGCCAGCUCACUUUGCAGAGCGCCAAGUCCCGAGUUGCCUUCUUCGAGGAGCUCUAGCAGGUGACACUGCCAGCCCAGGAUCUACCACUUCUGCUGCUCCGGCAAGACGGGUCAGCCACCGUGGGAGCCACUGCUGGUGGGCUGGCUGGGAGCUGCCGCAGGAGCUCCGGGACUGCCCCUGGCUGAGUGGAGAGCCCAACCCCCUUCACGUGCAAUUGCCUUGAACUGUGCCCUGCAGAGACUUCCCUCAGAGGGUGCUCGUCCUCCUGACCUGAGUCUCUCAGUUCCUUAAGAAGUAUUUGUGUUUUCUCG